This is a messenger RNA of Paramecium pentaurelia, 729 nucleotides long. NCBI's taxonomy places the organism in Eukaryota, Ciliophora, Oligohymenophorea, Peniculida, Parameciidae. The record is from the annotation of a GenBank genome assembly.
AUGGAUACUAAUAAAAAGGUUUCUUUUAAUACUACAAUGAUAACAUAAUCAUUAUAUACAACUACUAAUUCAAUGCAAGAUGAUAAUAAAUUAGUAAAAGAUAUUUAAAAUAAAAUUCAUUAAAUUUUAAAAGGAGGAAAUGCAGAUAAUGAAUAUUCACAUAAAUUAAAAUGUAAGGUUCCCCUAUUAUAAACUGUUGAUUGCUAAAAAUUAUGUAACAAAUUAGUCAAAUUUAAUGAGCAGUAUAAAAUUGAUGAAAAUUAAAAGAAUUCAAUCACAAUUAAUAAUAGAGUCUUAAAGUCAUAUAAAUUCAAUUCUGUUUUAUCUAAAAGAAGAUUAACAAAAAGUUUAUAAUAAAAACAAACAUCUCAAAUUAGCAACUCUAUCCAUAAAAGAGGAGAUAAAUACAAUAAAAUAUUCGAUACAGAAUGGUCAGAAUAUCAGAAUAUAUAUGAUUUACAUAAUCUCUUAUCUCCUAAUUCUUUAGAUAUGAGUCCUGCUUAUGCUGAAGUUGAAUUCAUUAAAUCCAAAAUUAAGAAAGAUAAAAAAAAUGACAUCAUCAUUCCUAAAGCUAAGAUUAUAUCAAAUAAUUAAACCAAAAAUUAUAUUGACCCAGAUUAGAUUUAUUUUAUAUAACCAAAUAAAAUAUUGACUAGUAGAAUCAUUUUAAAACCUAAUCAUAAUAGAGAAUCACUAAGUUAACGAAAACAUUACUCAUUUUAAAAUUGA